Naumovozyma dairenensis CBS 421 is the source of this 525-nucleotide messenger RNA. RefSeq names its product Mlc2p (gene MLC2). Gene Ontology annotation, biological process: actomyosin structure organization; mitotic cytokinesis. Gene Ontology annotation, cellular component: cytoplasm; myosin II complex. The coding region runs from base 1 to 525 and encodes 174 amino acids. NCBI's taxonomy places the organism in Eukaryota, Fungi, Ascomycota, Saccharomycetes, Saccharomycetales, Saccharomycetaceae. The transcript has a single exon. Gene Ontology annotation, molecular function: myosin heavy chain binding; cytoskeletal motor regulator activity; calcium ion binding. The record is from RefSeq and is a predicted model, not a curated record.
AUGGAACACAGUACAUCUCUUACAUUCAAUCAAUUGAGUCAAGAUCAUAUUACCAAAUUGAAAGAUGCAUUCCAGAUGAUAGAUGAAGAUGGUAAUGGAGAAAUAUCCUUCAAUGAUUUACUAAAGACAUUUCAAACGAUAGGUAAACCUAUGACAGAACAUGACUUGAAAGAUAUGCUUCGAUCAGGUUCUGAUAAUAAUAAUGCUACUGGUAAUGAUGACGAUGACAAUACCACAAUAAAAUUCCCAAAAUUCUUGUCAUUGAUUACUGAGAAUAUUAAUGAAUAUCCUGAAGAAUCAGAAUUGUUAAAAUGCUUCCGUGACUUAAAUGGAGAUCAUACAACUGAAGGCGAUAAAGACCUUACUGUUAGUACUAAUGAGAUGAUUAAAUUAUUAAAAGAAGCAGGAUUCGAAGAUCCUGAAAAAGAAUUUGAAAAAAUCUUCAAGACAUACAACACCAACCAGCAAACAACUGGUGAAAAACUAUUUAAAGGUAGACAGUUUCUAAAUACAAUUUUGGAUUAA